UUACCAUCGCCUAAGCUGCGCGCGCCUCACCCCAUCCGCAUCACACGCGCUCACCUGCGCGGGGACUUUCGUCAAACGCAACUUUUGCUUUCUGUGGGGGAUUUCGAGCCUCUCGUUGCCCACACCCAGGUGAUAUGGAUUAACUGCACUUCUUCGAGGUGCGGCGGGGUUUUUUGCGGCGCUUUUCGAAGUUGUUCCACGUACAGGACGGUCGGGACGGCCCGCCCUGCGCUCAGGAGGGGAUUAGAGAGCGGAAACCCGCUACUCGGAGAUGAAGACACGUCACCCUGGUCUUCUUCAGUGGAGUGAUGGGCGAGCAGCGAGGGGAGCGGGACUGUAACUGGCACCUUCAUGGAGCCCUGAUACCCAGGGCAGAGAGCAGGUAAAUGGAGGUGCAGGACAGGAGCCGCUCCCCGUCUCGCAGGACCAGCCGAGUAGAGCAGGUAGUGGGACGAUGGCUGAGACGGUCCAGAGACUUGGGCAGCAGAUCUCACUCUCUGAGCAGGGAUCGGGCUGCAGCAGACGGGAAGACAGCAGAGUCCAGUAGCUCUGACCAGAGGAAUUAUCCCUUCCGCUUCAAUAUUCAGAUCCAGCGCGACCCAAACCUCAACUCUCAUGGCCUCACGCUUUCCUCCCAGAACCCGAUUCUGGUGGAGGAGGUCACCCCAGGUGGGCCUGCAGAUGGUCGGCUCGUCCCUGGCGACCAGCUUGUGAAGAUCAAUAACGUCUCUGUCGAUGACCUGACCCCAGAGCAAGCUACUGAGAUAAUCAGGGAGUGCCCAGAUACGUUGACUAUGACGGUACUCAGAACAAUGCUGGGCCCAAAGUCAUCAUUUAUCACACCGGAGAAGAGGGCCAAGCUCAGGUCCAACCCUGUGAAAGUCCACUUUGCUGAGGAGGUGGAAGUUAACGGACACACACAGGGGAACUCCCUGCUCUUCCUGCCCAAUGUACUGAAGGUGUACCUCGAGAACGGGCAGACCAAGGCCUUCAAAUUUGAGCCCAGUACCACAGUCAAGGACAUUGUGAUGACACUGAAGGAAAAGCUUUCUCUGAGCCGCAUUGAGCAUUUCUCGCUAGUGCUGGAGCAGCAGCACAGCAUCAGCAAAUUGCUGUUGCUACAUGAUGAGGAGAGGAUACAGCAGGUGGUCCAGAAGAAAGAGGCCCAUGACUACAGGUGUUUAUUUCGUGUUUGUUUCAUGCCCAAAAACCUUCAGAUGCUGCUGCAGCAGGAUCCCGCUGCCUUUGAGUACCUCUACCUGCAGGGGGUGAACGAUGUACUGCAGGAGCGUUUUGCAGUAGAGAUGAGGUGUAACACCGCCUUGCGACUUGCUGCACUACACAUUAUGGAGAGGCUAGCGAGCUGUGGACAGUCACCCAAAACCAACCUGAAGAUGAUCACAAAGACUUGGGGCAUAGAGAACUUUGUGUCAUCCACCUUGCUGAGGAACAUGCGAGAAAAGGAUCUGAGAAAGGCCAUCGGCUACCACAUGAAGAAGAGCCAAUCCCUGUACGAUCCCAAGCAGAAGGGCCUGUCAGUCGAUCAGACACGGAUCAACUAUCUGGAGGAGCUGAGUGAACUCAAAUCAUUUGGAGGGAAAUCUUUUGGUGCCACCAUGAUGCUCCAGGACAGGGAGUCGAUGGUGACCCUAUUAGUGGGAGCACGGCACGGGGUGAGUCAGAUCGUCAACCACAAGCUGAGCAUCCUGUCCACCCUCACAGAAUUCACCAGCAUAACACGCAUCGAGCUGCUGCCUGAAUCGGAAAAGGUCAGCCUGGUCAAAAUAUACCUGCAGGACAUCAAGCCCAUUACUUUACUACUGGAGUCAGCUGCGGCUAAGGAUAUGUCCUGCUUAAUAGCAGGGUACUGCCGAGUGUUUGUUGACCCUGACCUCAACGUCUUUCCCUGGAUAGAUGACUCCAAGAAGCACAGAAUCUCUGCUGAGGAAGGUUAUGUUUCACGGUGUGGCAGUGACUCCGAUGAAUCCUCAGACUUAGACAUGGAACCGCUGGUCAACCUGGUGUCUGACAAGAAGCCCCGCCUUCGAAUCAGAUCUUCAUCAGAUCCAGAUGGACGGAACAGAAAAGACAGUCGGAGAAACAAAGAUGAGAGUGAAAGGGGAGAGAAACCUGGCGAGGAUAAAAGACUAAAAGAUGAAAAGGGUUCUGACACUAAAACAGAAAAGUUUCAGCUCGAUAAGAAUGAAGAGAAUGAAAGCUCAGAGCACAGGAAGGAGAUGAAGAGAGUGCAGGAUUGUGGACAAAUAGAGAUCCACGUAACGGACAAUGAUUCGGGGAGACACGCUAGACAGGAAGGGGAGAUGGGAUGUGAAGAGGAUGUGCGAGCAGCAGAGGAGGAGCCGUCUGUAUCAGAUUCAUGUCAUACGGACUCUCAUGUCCUCACCAGCGCCUCCAGUGACACUCUCGAUGGCCUGGAGGAAGAUGACUUGAUGUCAUGCUCCUCUUCCUCUAUCCACCCCAGUGCUGCUUCACAAAGUCACGCCAAUGUCCACUCUUCAUUUCACCUUCACCCUUAUUCUCAUGGGCAUGUACAGCCUCACCUGCUUGCCCCACCACCUGCGCACUCCCAUCCCCUGAUUCACCUCACAACUCCUGACAGAGGAGGAGGAGGGGCCUGCAGGAGAUCAGGCGAUGGAGCCGAUCCCCAGCUCACCUCACCCGUCUCCACUUCUUCUCAGAGCCUUGCUGAUGCCCAAAGAUCUUCAGGUAACCUCUGCACUGAUGACAGCUCCCUGUGUUUCGCGGAGCUCUCCCGCCUCGUGGACUUCCUGCCGAGCCCUCCAGAGGCCAGCGAGGAAGACGACGAUGAAGAAGACUUGAGGAGGAGGAGGAAUGCGUUAAAAGAAACAGAUGGGGGAAGAGAGGGAGGAAGUGUAAGCAAGGAAGGUGGUUUUAAAGAAUAUUCGUCAUCGCCUUCCCCGUCUUCAAACACAGACUUUGUGUUUAACUUUGACCAGAGCGAUGCACGCUGCUACUACAACAUCUGCUCCAACAUCACCCCCGACAGUGCACGCAGCAUUUCUCAUAAACAGAAAGAAGAGAGGGAGGAGGGAGAGGAGACUCAAGAUGAAGACCUGGAGCCAAUACCUAUCCUGCACCCGCCCCCUGGCUUUGGAGACAGCAGCUCUGAUGAGGAGUUCUUUGACGCCAGGGAUCGUUUCACCUCACCUGAAGACCCGACAUCAGGGGCUGUGCCAAGAGACAUUUGCACAGAGAUGAAGCUGGACUUCCUCAGCACACUGAGCCUCAGUGAUAUCAGAGUCUCUGUGCCGGACACAGACAAAGUUAGAGAAGCAGAAGAUGAUAGAAAAGGGAGAGAGGAAGAAGGGGGAGGCAGAGAAACUUUGUUCCAGCUCAGAAAAAGAUCGAGGAAGCGGCGUUCCUUCAUGGAAACCGAUUACACGUCCAGGGUGUCGUAUCCAGAGCCAGAUCCAGAGUCAAAGCAGGCCCUGGCUUCCAAGUGGUGUCAUAAAAAACAUUUGGGAGAAGUCAGCGAUGCCCAGAUCCUCAGUUCAGAUCCUGAACCUUCAGAGCAAACCAAGAAUCCUAGCCCCACUGUCUCCUCACUUACUCACUCUGAAGGGGAACCUGCUCAGCUUGAGUCAAAGCCCAUUCUGUCAACACUCUGCUCGCGUGCACCAGGUUUUGGUUCUCUUGAUCAGCCUAGAGACCCAAAGCCUGCUCCCAAAACCAGGAAACAGGAAAUGGAGAUGGAACCUGACGCAAUGGAGUCCAAAUCGGUCACCGAUCUGGUGAAAUCAGUGUCUCCAACCAUCACUGUUGUCCGCUGCCGUGUGGAUCCAGACGGAAAGGAGAGUGCUGAUCGGAGGGGUGACGGAAAGGAGGAAGGGGAGGGACAGGAGCAGGAUAGGGAAGGGAAAGAGGAAGGGAAGCCGGAGUCAGCAGGUUUGACAGGGAAUGGACCGUUCACUAGUCAUAUGUUUUUGCAAGAAAUCACUAAACAGAAGAUUAAAGAGGAGGAAGAGAAGAAAGAGGGAGUGGGAGCAUACUCGUCUAGCUUGAACAGACCACUUGUGGGUGUGCAGGCGCCACCAGAAAUCCACAUACUGUCUACAUGUUUACCAGACGGGAGUAAACAGAGCAGUAAUGGCCUUUUGGUGUCCAGUUUGAUUGCACCAGAGAUGAAAGAUGCAGAGGAAUACAUGCUUAAAGGGCCCUCAUAUUCACCACCACCCCCCCCACCUUCAUCCCCUCUACCCUCAGUACCAGUCCUUCACAAAUCCCAGAGUGGCUGUCUAGUGAAGGAGGAAGAGGGCAGCGAGUACGUGGAAAUCCAAAACAAAAUUACAGCUUCAGAUUAUAUGGAACACAAUCCCAAGACAAGCAAUGACAAAGAACAGGCACACGUAAAAGUCACAAGUGUUAACGACGAUGAUGCCAUCGGGGCUGCGACCAUAAGCGAUGAAGUUACAGACAGCACCACUUCUGACAAUGUUUUUGAUGAUGAUGAUGAAGUGAGUAAUUCACUGAGUGACAGGAGAGAUGACAGGACUAAAGCUACAAAGUGUAGAGCUAAAUCAGCAGGUCAAAGCGAGUCACAAAUCAAGUCUCGCUCAAGAAUUCAUUCUGAUUAUACUCGUGCUAUAAACUCAAUUACAGCAAAGCUCGGAGCUGCAACAAGCGCCACGUCUCCUACUUUUAAUUCAGGUGUUGGAUUGAAAAGCGAGAUCACAUUUCUCAGUGCUUUAAAUCAAACCGUGGUUAAACCCAGAAGUGAAACCCAAAGUGCUGAAGAUAAAGAAAGUUUAGUUAGUUCUAAGUUAGAAAAGACUAGCAUGGCUACAAUCACCGAUCUCGCUAAACAACCUACUUCUCCGACUCAUUUCCUCUUCCAAACCUGUUCCCCCGCCAUCAUGGGCCGAUUAUCUGCAUCAACGCUUAGGGGGAAGAUUCAACAGCUGCCUCUUUAUUUAUCACGAUCUCAAGAGUCUCUCAGUCAACCCGGGAUUGGGAACGUGGCUCAGAGUCCUGCUGAGGACAACACCAAGGAAGAAGCAGAGGUCACCAUUAAAGUAACAGAUGUUAAUGAUGUCAAACAAAAUGCUGACUUAGAAGUUGGCAACACUGCGGAGUCGGUAGAGUCAGAUGAUUCGGAUACAACGGUCACAGGAUCAGAGGUGGAUGGGGAGUUUUUUGUAGAACUAACAUCAGCAAAGAGUUUUAAUUCAGGGAGAGAGGUAAAGGAGGAGGUCAGCUCUGACCUGCCUGUUCAGACUGAGCCUAAGCCCCAACAUCGAAAUUUGUUGUACUCUGGAUCUGAUAAGGACACACCAGGACCAAUAACAGAGCCCCCAGCCUCCAUAGUGAGCCAACUCCAAAGAGAUGCCGCAGGUUUAAAGAUGGACACUCCUGGUCCCAUAAAAGACUCUCCAGAACCAAACUUCAAAGUCACAAGUCCAGAUGCAGACUUACCAGGUUAUAAAACAACCAAUCGAUCACCUUCCAUUCCUCCUGCAAUCGUGGUGACCACAGAGAAUCUAAAUGGACUUCCUUUUCAGCCACAGAAAAUAAGAAGGACAAGUAGCGACAGGCCUUUAAUGGAUCUUUGUAGACCUUCAGAGAAAGUUUCAGGCUCACCAAAAACACCUUCUUCGGGCUGCAGAGUAUUCACUAUCUGUGAGGAUCCAACAGAGACAAAGGCCCAGGCCGAGGUGGUGUCUGCUCCACCUCUGAAGUCAGAGUUCGGGUGUGGUUCUGUGCUAUCUUCUGGAUGCGAGUCGAUAGUAGAGGGGGUGCAGGUGCCACUGGAUGCUUGUGGUUGCCCAGCUGUUUACACAAACUGCUUCGGCAGUGAGGACAGCUUCGAUGAUGAGCUGACAGUCUACGAGUUCUCCUGCCGCACACAGAGCAGCGGAGUAACGCAGACUUCUGGGGCAGGUCUUCCUCUAAUGAGCUCUUCCCCUGUUCCCUCCUUUCUUUCCCCUACGUCCUCCCAUUCCCCCUCUUUUCCUCGUUCCAUUCUUUUCUCCUCUUCUACCUCUGAGCUCAGCCCUCUCCUCUCGCCUCUCUCUGACACCUCUGACCCUUUCACUUCUCAAACGCACAAGGACACCAUGAGUCGACUGGGUCAGCAGCGCUACCCAGAACCUCCCACGGGUUUCCAAGUACUCCGCUUAGAUGUAGACCAGCUUCUUUCCAUUCUAGAAAGUAGCAAUGCUGACCGAUCUGUAGGAGGACACAGAGCUCGUCACCCAAGAGAAACGUGCCCUGCUCACUUUACAGAGAACAAAAGGGUUCUCCAGAUGGAAGCACGGCGGCUGAUGUCAGGCUGCCAAAAGGUGGUGGGGAUCGGACAGAGCCCAGAGGAGAUGCUUCACUCUCUGGCCAACAGUUUCCGGACCCUGGUGGAGCUGGCAGGCGUGUGCCUCUGGUUUUCUGGGUGCGACAGGUGCGACCGGAGGAACGCAGAGGCCGUCGCAGGUCUGGCAGAUGUGGCCCGCUCAUUCAGGGACUUCUGCCUGGCAGCGGAGCGUGCCAGCAGCAAACGCAGCUGCCAGGACCUGAGCACCAAGCUGCUAGCCAAACAGUGCACAGCACUCACCGCCUCAGUCUUCUGCCUCACUCAGCUGUUCCGCACCCUCACUGCACUCUGAGGCGUCCACAGCCCUUCGAGAAAUUACUUUCAGCCUUGCGACCUGUGGUGUUCAACUCCUCAUCCGUGAGGUCACCAGUGAGCUCACAGCUGCUGUAGGUGUGGAUAAGUGUGACCUGGGACUCUUGGCUUGCGGUGCUGUUCCUAGGAAGCUCAAAAAACUGGGGCCGGUUAACAGUUGUUUUUUUUUUCUGGUUACCAAGGCAGAGAUCGCCGAGGCGCAUGUGGUGACUGACUAGCUGUGUACGUACUGUACCAAACAAACCAGAUGGAUAGCCAAGAGCCAGACUGUAGAGUGCUGCAAGCUUGCAUUCCAAUAUCAAGGAGCUGAUGUACUUGAAUGUAUUCUGUGUUAUUAACUGUUUAUUUAUUUAUUGAUUGGUUUAUUUAAUGAGAUACUGCAGUUUGUCUGAGGAAGAAAGGAAUGUCAAGGAAUAAAUAUGGAAAUGUUUACAGUCAUAGACAGAGGAGCAGUGGUGUGUCAAAGUAGUGGGCCUUUUUCACACAUGCACAAGCACACAUGUAAUUGAUUCAGAGUAACUCUGACUCAUCCAUUCAUACACUGGCCUUUUGUUCAACAGACUGACCAUUUUAACUCUUCUGAUCAUCUGACUGCAGUUUACGGAUUCUUAUAUACUGUAUCUUAAUAGGAUGUCAGUGAAGACUUUUUCUGAAUGUUAAUGUUUACAAAACCAAAAACUAGUGUGGGACAUGAUUUGAUGAUUUCAAGCCUGAAGCCAUUUGCUGUUUUAUAAACCUAGUAGUGGAAUGCUGAUGUAUGCGCGUUGCAGGAUUUUAUGAAACGGCACAUUCAGUUUUUUGUCCUUUUACACCGACAUUUGAUAGGAUCUGUGGAAACGUCAAAGAUUCUCAACAUUUUCUUUAAUUUAUUUUCUCUUUGACUGAAACCUUCCAGUGCAUGGUGAUGUUACUCUUACAGCUCCUUGCAUUUUUUUCCAUAUAUUAAUUUAUUUUUGUAUAUUCCACAACAGUCCGCAGGCUACAGACGAUACUUAUCAAUGGGUAUUUAUGGUGUGUGACAGAGUUCUUGAGUUUCUGAUUGCUUUCAAGAUUAUAAAAACCUUCACACCUCUGCUUGAGUUCUGGGGAUGAAGAAAAACGACUGUCCCUUAUACUAAGUGCAUUAUUAUAGAUUUCCCAGUAUAACCACAAGUACUACUUGACCAGUGACGUAAUUUGGCCACAGAAUGCAGUAUUGUUGAUUAAAUGUGUGAGCUUUUUCAGCCUUUGACACAUUGUGUAGGCCGGUCAGACCCAGUGAUUGGUUCACAGCCUCUUCUUAGUUUUCUUUAACAUCAGCACAUUUGACACGAAAAUUAUGUAUAACGGUGAUUUGCGCAAAAUUUAUUGUUGUGGAUAAGCUGUUUGUAUGGCAGCAUUUUCACUGGGAAUGUUUAACAGUUACAAGGCUCAACACACAAGACCUGCAUGUUCACUGCAGAAAUAACCAUCAAAACUCGUUUCACCACUUCAGUUCAGGGGAUACAGUAAACUGCAAACGGUGUUUCUUUUUAUGAUAGCAGCCAAAACACUUUUAUUCACAUUACUGUUUUGUUUCAUUAGGUUCCAACAGGAUAUUUUCCUGUAUUAUUUUUUCCAGUUUGCAGAGAAGAAUGGGUUUAGUUUUACCAUUAUCUCCAUGUGGCCAUUUCCCUAAAAGUAAUGAUGGAAAACCUUUUUUUUUAAUCCUCUGUGCUCACGAAGCAUGCUGUUAUAAUCCAUAAAAUGCAUUGUUGUCUCUUCAGGGAUUUUAUCUGUGAAUGACUGAUAGAUGAAGUCUGCGCUUGCUUUGUAAUGCUCAAUUCCCACCAUUAAAAACUAUGUUAUGAUC
This is a messenger RNA of Pelmatolapia mariae (spotted tilapia), 8486 nucleotides long. It is a transcript of the gene frmpd1a, whose product is annotated as FERM and PDZ domain-containing protein 1. Gene Ontology annotation, molecular function: protein binding. The record is from RefSeq and is a predicted model, not a curated record. Gene Ontology annotation, biological process: signal transduction. The transcript is spliced from 16 exons. Bases 387 to 6635 code for a protein of 2082 amino acids. Gene Ontology annotation, cellular component: cytoskeleton. Lineage: Eukaryota; Metazoa; Chordata; Actinopteri; Cichliformes; Cichlidae.